AUUAUUUCUUCAAUUUGCACUGUAUUCUCAGCACAAUGGCAUUCGAAUGAAUGCUCAUCUUUGUUUACACCCAAAAGUUAAUUGGGGGUUAAUUAAAUUUAAUUACAAUUAACAAUCUGGCCUCCCCUUCUGCAUAUUUAUACACUUAGAUACUUGAACACUGGAAAACCAGUUCCAAUUCCAAUUCAAUCCUUGUUUUCUCACUUGUCUCACUACCAACACCAAUACACCAAUAUUACCAUGAACUGCUGUGGGUGCGAGUGCAACAAUGCAGCCGCAGAAACCCCAAAACCCAAGAUUUUGGCUGUUAUUUUUGAUUUGGAUGGCACCCUUUUGGACACAGAGCGGGCAACAAAGGGCGUGUUCGAGGAAUUCUUGGCCCGCCAUGGCAAAGUUUUGGACACAGAAGGGGAGGAGAAGAAGAGGUUGGGGAUGACACUCAAAGACUCGGCAGCUUCGGUUAUUGAGGACUAUCAUCUUCCAUUCACCCCUGAUCAGUUUGUCCAACAAAUCAUCCCCAUGUACCAAGAAAAGUGGAUGUACGCAAAAGCUCUACCUGGUGCUAAUCGCCUUAUCAAACACUUCCAUGACCAUGGAGUACCUAUAGCUCUUGCUUCAAACUCCUUACGAGAAUACAUAGAUGCAAAAAUCUCUCACCAUCGAGGUUGGAAGGAACUGUUUUCAGUAAUUCUUGGCAGUGACCAGGUUAAAGCGGGGAAGCCCUCUCCAUAUUUAUUUGAAGAGGCAGCGAAGCAAAUGGGUGUGGAUGCAGUUCACUGCCUUGUGAUUGAAGACUCAUUGGUUGGUGUUAAAGCUGCCAAUGCUGCCGGAAUGGAGGUAGUGGCUAUUCCAUCCCGUGGUGAAGCUGCUGGUUCUUCCUCCCUUGCAGAUACUGUGCUUCAUUCUCUUUUGGAGUUUCAACCUGAGCAUUGGGGCCUUCCUCCAUUUGAGGACUGGGUAGAUAAGGCACUGCCAAUUGAACCAAUUUAUUUCAGUGGUCUCUAUGUCAAUGGGUUUGUCUGUGAAGUCACAGGGGAUGGAAGAUCUGCUCUCCCGGACCAAGUUUGGGGAGUUUUCUUCGGUUGGGCUGUAGCUGUAGCUGAUAUGCAGAAGACCUACAGGGUAGUGGUUGGCAUUGGAUUGGAUCACAACAGUUCUCCUGAUAAAAACAUUCAAUUACAUGUAGUUGAUGGAAACAAUUGUUGUACAUCCAAUCAGCAAAUGAAACUGCUACUUGUCGGCUACAUCCGGGAAUCAUAUACAAAGGAAGUUUCAUCAAUGGAUGCAGAAACACUCGAGGAAUGUAAGUCGAUUGCAAGUGCUUCACUCGAUCUGCCAAUAUUUAGUCACCAUGGUUGUGUGCCUCUGUAUCCACCACAACCUUUUUCUGUGGAAGACAUGAUUGCCAGUGAUGAGAUAGAACAAUGCUGACUUAUUCCAGCAUUUUGUUUGCACAAAUAAGAAAGGGGAAAGCGAUUAUGUACUGAAUAAAUAAACUUUGAUCACGAUACAUUUACGAACUUUGCUGUGCUGUAUAAUGGCCUCUCGACACGCACUGGCUAGUGCCCAGCACUCCAACAUUAAUCAAUCAGUAAAUUAAUACGACGUUAGAUA
Molecule: messenger RNA, 1614 nt
Organism: Pyrus x bretschneideri (Chinese white pear)
Lineage: Eukaryota; Viridiplantae; Streptophyta; Magnoliopsida; Rosales; Rosaceae
Product: bifunctional riboflavin kinase/FMN phosphatase
Exons: 10
Coding region: 241-1431 (396 amino acids)
Biological process (GO): glycerol biosynthetic process
Molecular function (GO): sn-glycerol 3-phosphatase activity
Source: RefSeq, a predicted model, not a curated record